This is a messenger RNA of Marmota monax (woodchuck), 2997 nucleotides long. RefSeq names its product aromatase. Gene Ontology annotation, molecular function: heme binding; oxidoreductase activity, acting on paired donors, with incorporation or reduction of molecular oxygen; monooxygenase activity. NCBI's taxonomy places the organism in Eukaryota, Metazoa, Chordata, Mammalia, Rodentia, Sciuridae. The coding region runs from base 240 to 1751 and encodes 503 amino acids. The transcript has 9 exons. The record is from RefSeq and is a predicted model, not a curated record.
AAUGCUGCACUUCAAGCCAAAAGAUCUCUCUUGGGCUUGCUUGUUUUGACUUGUAACCACAAAUUUGUCUUGUCUAAAGUCCAAUCACAUUAUAAAACAAAGUACCGAUCUCCCCAACACAGCAUUCUCUGAAGCAGCUGGAGUCAUAGACUCCAGCUAGGGGAUUCUCUAAUAACUUUUCUGCCGCUUUGAUUUCCAUAGAGCUCUAAAUUGCUGUGUCUGAAGCUGAGGAGAGCAAGAUGGUUUUGGAAAUGCUGAAUCCAAUGCACUAUAAUGUCACUGGCAUGGUGCCAGAAGUCAUGCUUGUCGGCACCAUGCUGAUUCUGCUGCUCAUGGGCCUUCUUCUCUUGAUUUGGAAUUAUGAGAACACAUCUUCAAUACCAGGUCCUGGCUACUGUAUGGGAAUUGGGCCCCUCAUUUCCCAUGGUAGAUUCCUGUGGAUGGGGAUUGGCAGUGCCUGCAACUACUACAACAAGAUGUAUGGAGAAUUCAUGAGAGUCUGGAUAGGUGGAGAAGAAACACUCAUUAUCAGCAAGUCCUCAAGUAUGUUCCAUGUAAUGAAGCACAGUCACUACAUCUCCCGAUUUGGCAGCAAACUUGGGUUGCAGUGCAUUGGUAUGCAUGAGAAUGGCAUCAUAUUUAACAAUAAUCCAGACCUCUGGAGAGCAGUACGACCUUUUUUUAUGAAAGCUUUAACAGGCCCUGGCCUUGUUCGCAUGGUGGCAGUUUGUGCUGAAUCCAUCAUAAGGCACCUGGACAGACUGGAGGAGGUCACCAAUAUGUCGGGCUACAUUGACGUGUUGACCCUCAUGCGGCGCAUCAUGCUGGACACCUCUAAUAUGCUUUUCUUGGGGAUUCCCUUGGACGAAAGUGCCAUGGUGGAUAAAAUCCAGGGUUAUUUUGAUGCAUGGCAGGCUCUCCUUCUCAAGCCAAACAUCUUCUUUAAGAUUUCUUGGCUAUACAAAAAAUAUGAAAAGCCUGUCAAGGAUUUGAAAGAUGCCAUAAAUAUUUUGGUAGAAGAAAAAAGGCAAAAGGUUUCCACAGCAGAGAAACUAGAAGACUGUAUGGAUUUUGCCACUGAAUUGAUUUUUGCUGAGAAACGUGGAGAUCUGACAAGAGAGAAUGUGAACCAGUGCGUAUUGGAAAUGCUGAUUGCAGCACCUGACACUAUGUCUGUCACUGUGUACUUCAUGCUGUUCCUCAUUGCAAAUCACCCUAAAGUUGAAGAGGCAAUAAUGAAGGAAAUACAGACUGUUGUUGGUGAGAGAGAGAUAAAGAUUGACGAUGUGCAAAAACUAAAAGUGAUGGAAAACUUCAUUUACGAGAGCCUGCGGUACCAGCCCGUAGUGGACUUGGUCAUGCGCAAAGCCUUACAAGAUGAUGUGAUUGACGGCUACCCAGUGAAAAAGGGAACUAACAUUAUUCUAAAUAUUGGAAGAAUGCAUCGACUCGAGUUUUUCCCCAAGCCUAACGAAUUUACUCUUGAAAAUUUUGAGAAGAAUGUUCCUUACAGGUAUUUUCAGCCAUUUGGCUUUGGGCCCCGCAGCUGUGCAGGAAAGUACAUUGCCAUGGUGAUGAUGAAAGUUGUCCUGGUUACACUUCUGAGGCGAUUCCAUGUGAAGACACUGCAAGGAAAGUGUGUUGAAAACAUACAGAAGAAAAAUGACUUGUCCUUGCACCCAGAUGAAACAAGCAACCUGCUAGAAAUGAUUUUUACCCCAAGAAAUUCAGACAAGUGCCUCAAACACUAAAGAAGGUUGUUCAGUGACUACUCUGGAGCAUUUCUCAUCAGUAGCUCACAUGGGAACCAUUCACCCUUGCCAGGUAAUAUCAUCCUCACAGUGAACAUUUGGGCCCAAGGCAUACCUCCUAUGGGCCUUCAGCAAGAUGGGAGCUAUGGGACAUCUACCCUCGUCCAAACUAGAGAACCAGGAUGCAAGAGAAAAGAGGCCAUGGGGAAAGUAGUCAGUGAAGAAACUGCAGUCCAAAAGGACCAAUUCCACAAAAUAUGCUUUGGAAAAGAUAAGUAAUCCACUACACCUACAUCUGGUUUCCUACAGGAUCUCCACUGCCCUGCCCCAAAGCAUUUUAAUGUCUGGGCAGAAGCACUGGAAUUGAUUAGAAAAGCCAGGCCAAGUCUGAGUACCUAGGGCCAAACACAUCUGCUAGUGUGAAUAAAACAGCUUUCUUUUUUCUUUUCUUUUCUUUUUCUUUUUCCUUUUUUUUCUUUUGUGAUGGUAGAACAGCAACAUUCAGACACUUUGAAGAAAUACUUAGACAAUUUCAGCAUUUGACUUUUCUCGUGAGUUAGGCCCAGUUACCUAUUAUGUAUCCACAUGUGAUCUGACUGUGGCAAAAGUUGAAUCAAAGAAUAUCCUUUCCCAGUCUCUCCAUUCAUGUCUCAAAUACCUCUGCUAUAGUAGGUAUAGAUUCAGGUAAUAUAAGCUAACUUAGUAAUAGCCUGGGUAAAAUAUAACUAGGACUCUACAUCUGAUAUCAGGGGGUAGGUAAUAAAGGGUAGAAAUCACAUGACGUAUUCCAAAUUCAAAUAAAAAUCCCUUUUCCAUGUUUGCAUUGUUGCUCAGCUCCAAAAUAGCAUGGAUAACAAGAGAUGACUUUAAACAGUCACAUAGCCCUUACCACAGCAUCAGUCAUUUAGGAGUGAGAAAGCCCUCUGAAUCUGUAUCUGGUACUACAGCCCAGUGGGUUCUGACUUCUAAGGAGUGCUCCUGUUACCUCAUUCCUUUGACAUUGUCUCCCUCCCUUUCCUUCCAUGCCCCCAAAUCCAAGGGCAACAAUCAGUAAGGAACAUGGUUGAUGUAGAACCCCUGCAAACCAUUUUUUUUUAAAAAAUCCUACCUCAAAUUUAAUAGUUACCUUAGAAAUUUAACCGUUAUCUAGUUUAUUGAAUCAUUGUAUGUAGCCAUGGAUAAAAUGUACACCUGGAAUUUUCUCUGUAUAAGGAAUCAAAUAAAUGGGUCAAUUUUCCAAAUACCA